AUGGAGAUGAAGGUUUUCAGUGCACUUGGCAUUCUUGCCUUGAUGAUAGCCACCAAUAUGGUCAUGGGCUUGCAGAAAUGUUCCUGCUCCAGCACGACUUGGGAUUGUUCAUUUCGAGGAAAGAGUAUCAUAUUUCCAGAAGACAUAUGCAAUGCAAAUAAUUGGCUGCUUCAUCACAAUUACCUGGGAGCAAUACCGACACCAUCAUAUCACUUGAAUGCAGUCGAUGUUUCCUACAAUUCGCUGGGAUUAAACGAGUCGGCAUUAGUUUACUUCCCUAAUGUGAACUAUCUUGAUUUGAGUAGUAAUUAUCUAAAAUCUUUGGAGAUUGUGGGUCGAAGUAUCAUAGGAACACUUGUCGCAAAUGACAAUGAAAUUUCGAGUAUAGAAAUUAUAGAUAUUUUUGGUAAUAAUUCUCUCCGUGUUAGUGAUAAGCUUAUUCUUGCCCGCAAUAAAAUCACGAGUUUACCGCAAAUACCAAAUUCUUAUUCAUCAUUAACUCAUAUAGAUUUCUCCGGGAAUCCUCUCUGUACUAUUUCCGUGGAAGCGUUUAAAAGCAGGACAAAUCUGAAAAUUCUUCAUCUUAACAGCACUAAAACACUUUCUGAAUUAGAAAAUGGGACAUUCCAUGGACUUUCUUCCCUACAGAUUCUCUCCCUCAAUGACAACAAAUUGAUGCAUCUUGGUGAGGACUUGUUCACAUCAUUAGAAAAUCUGGAAGAGUUGUUUCUUAACGUUAACAACCUCAGCGAGCUCCCUUUGGGUAUUUUCCGUAAACUGUACAACCUCCGACUUCUCAACCUGGACAACAACAAACUGACGGAGCUGCCCGAAGAACUUUUCUCGCGUUUGCAUUCGUUGGAAGAUUUGUCGGUGCGCAGCAACUACCUGAAAACGCUGCCAGUGCUGCGACUAUGCGCUGGACCGAUCAGCACGGUGGUGUUCACAGACAACCUCAUAGAACGUAUCGAUGAGAUAGCUCUGCGAGGUCUCCUCAGGAUUGGGUUCUCGUAUGGCGACUUAUCUGAUAAUCGCAUUGAAAACGCCUCGUUAUCGUGGACUGACGGCGCUGAAGAUAUUUCGCUACGUCGUACAUCCACUAGGUGCCAAACGAUAGAGAUGUCAAAGAUAAUGUGAUUGGCCGACACACUAAACAAGAAUGGAA
Gryllus bimaculatus (two-spotted cricket) is the source of this 1165-nucleotide messenger RNA. NCBI's taxonomy places the organism in Eukaryota, Metazoa, Arthropoda, Insecta, Orthoptera, Gryllidae. The record is from the annotation of a GenBank genome assembly.